CGUCAGCUUUUGUGCUCCUCAGAUGCUGUUUGGCCUGCUGUGCUCAUCCAACUUCACAUCGGUAGUUCUCCUCCUGUCCCUGCCUCUAUGCACACACACUGCCAGGCAUAGUCUUCCUCCCUCUGUGUGUGUGUGUGUGUGUGUGUCUCUCUCUCGCUCCAGCUCCUAAAACCUAAGAUGCAUCGGAUACACACACACAUCAACAAGCCAUGGGGAAAGAUCAGGAAUUACUGCAAGCUGUCAAAACCGAAGAUGUAGCUGCAGUGCAGAAGCUGUUGCAAAGGCCAAAACAAGGCAAAGCGAGACACAAUCAUUGCCUUCGAAGCUUCAUCAUGAUACGACAUUGCAUUUCUGAAGAGGGAAGAAGAAAUCAACAUGCAAAUUCAAUUCCAUGGUUUUGGAAGUCCCAUUGAGAACACGAUUCAUGUGCGCUGGCGUAAUGCUCUGACCGAGAAAGAAUCGAAGAACCAUACCAUUAGACUGUUUUGAUGAGGAACUUAAAAAUUAUGAGUCCCGUCCGUUUGACUCAGAGUUUGGUACCAUAGGUUGGUACGAUCUUCGUUGGAGAAGGAAAAGGGAUGUUCCAGAUACAGAAAAUAGUCAAACCAUUUACUACAAAGUCCGUUUCUGGGUGGAGUUAGUGGAACCGAAAAAGAUGUCUCCCUCACAGCAUUUGUGACAAAAGAAUUGCAUCGUUCCUUGGCGGCCUUUCAACAGAAGAAUAUUCAGAGAUUUCCCGAGUGAUUCUGAUGUUGGUAACUGGAAAGCCUCCAUUGUUGGAGGACGAGAAGCCGUAUCCAAUUGAAGCAGCACAGGCUUUUGCGAUGACUGUGGAAACCACUGCUUAUGCCUUGCUUCAAGCAUUGUCAAGGAAUGAUAUUGACUAUGCAACACCGAUUGCGAGGUGGCUAACGAUGCAACAGAACUGUGGUGGUGGAUUUCACUCGACGCAGACAACGUCAGGUGAAGAUGUGCGUGAUUUCAGCAAGGUGCUUAAAAAUAAGUUCAGAUCAAAGAAACACUUUGCCAAACAUCCUCGCUUGAGUUAUUUACUAGUACAAACAGUUCUAGAAGGCGAGAACCUUGAGGACACAAUCAUCGCCUUGGAAGCUUCAUCACGAUACUACUUUGCAUUUCUGAAGAGGGAAGAAGAAAUCAAUAUGCAAAUUCAAUUCCAUGGUUUUGGAAGUCCCAUUGAGAACACGAUUCAUUUGCGCCGGCAUAAUGCUCUGACCGAGAAAGAAUUGAAGUACCACGCUGAGUAUUGUUAUCCCGAUAGUUCUUUCGUAUCAGUCCGUGUGUAUUCCUGGGCGAAUGUGCUCGUGUGGUCUCAGGAGUUGCGGAGGUUACGGCUCUGGGACAGCCGUUUCAUCGCCCUAUGCUGCAGGAAAAAAGCAAUGUAAGUGCCGUUAAUGUUUUGCACGGCGAGCUGCUGCAUACUAACCGGUCUCACACCAUUACCAUCACCUUGCCCUUGUGAAGGCAGAUAUGGAUAAGGUUCUCAAAGCUGAUAGAAGAUUGAAACCACUCUCAUCCUGUGACAAUGAACCUACCCCGGAAGAGAGAGCCCAGAGAAUUGCCAAAGCUGUCCGCAAACAGUCAACAGAAGUGAAGGAAAAUUGGGAGCAAUUGAAAACCCGUGCGAGCAACUGGCAGAAACAGGUGGAAAAGGCGUUGGAGAAACUUCAAGAACUGCAGAAAGCGCUGGAUGAUCUUGAGGCUCAUGUGAUAACAGCUGAGGGGUUCCACACUGAUUGGCAACCUGUGGGUGACCUGCUUAUUGACUCAUUGUAGGAUCACAUUGAUAAAACCACAGGUAAGGACUAUCUUCAAAAUCUGAGAUUGGGUUUUGAAAGACAGCAGCCUUUGUUUUGGAGAGAUAAUGGGAACUGCAGAUGCUGGAGAACGCGAGAUAACACCGUGUGGAACUGGAUGAAGACAGCAGGCCAAGCAGCAUCUCAGGAGCACAAAAGCUGACGUUUCGGGCCGAGAACCUUCUUCAGAAAAUGGGGAGGGGCAGCUUUCCUGGAGCAAGUCUGGUUUCCUUCGGAUGAGACGACUUUCAGACAUACUCCCUUUAUUAUGAGAUUUAAUUGCGGUAAAAUGAGGAGGAUUUUUAUUCACUGAGACACACAUGACUAUAUGUUUAAAGCAUUGGAAAAUGCGUUCUGUUCGGACUGUCAUGUUAUCUGGUGUUUGUACCAGGCUUUCCGAUGAAAUGCAAGUGAUUAAGGAUGCUAAUGAUGCCACAUGUUAUUACAAGAGGAAAUGAACUUCCAAGUCAGGAUUUUAUGCCACAUUAAUACAUAGCAUAUACCAUGCAGCAUGGAUGCAGUGACUGAGUGAAAUAGGGAUGCAGUGUCGGAGGGAAAUAGGGAUGCAGUGACUGAGACAAAUGGGAUGCACUGACAGAUGGAAAUGGGAUACAGUGCCUCAGUGAAAUGCUCACAACGAAUUGCCCCCUCCAGUCCUGACCCGCUCUCAGCAACUUGCCCACUCCAGUCUUGACCCGCUCUCAGCGACUUUCCCCAUCCGUCCUGACCCGCUGACAGCGAAUUGUCCCCUCCGUUCUGACCCACUCGCAGCGACCUGCCCCUACAGUCGUGACCCGCUCACACCGACUAGCGCCUGCAGUCCUGACCCGCUCACACCGACUAGCGCCUGCAGUCCUGACCCGCUCACAGUGACUCGCCCCUGCAGUCCUGACCUGCUCACAGCGACUUCUCUCUGCAGACCUGACCCACUCACAGCGAAUUACCCCUGCAGUCCUGACCCGCUCAUUGCGACUUGCCCCUGCAGUCCUGACCCCCUCUCAGCGACUCGCCCCUUCAGUCCUGUCCCAAUCACAAGGACUUGCCCUCUCCAUCCUUACCCGCUCACAGUGACUUGCCCCCUCAGUCCUCAGCCCCUCACAGCGACUUGCCACCUCAGUCUUGACCCACUCACAGCGACCUCCCCCCUCUGUCCUGACCCCCUCACAGCAACCUGCCCCCUCCGUGCUGACCCCCUCACAGCAACCUGCCCCCUCCGUGCUGACCCGCUCACAGUGACUUGCCCCUGCAGUCCUGGCCCCCUCACAGUGACCUGCCCUCUCACUCCUGACCCGCUCAACAUUGAGGAAACCAAGCGCAGGCUUGGGGACCGCUUUGCAGAACACCUCCACUCGGUUCGCAACAAACAACUGCACCUCCCAGUCGCGAACCAUUUUAACUCCCCCUCCCAUUCCUUGGACGACAUGUCCAUCAUGGGCCUCCUGCAGUGCCACAAUAAUGCCACCCGAAGGUUGCAAGAACAGCAACUCAUAAUCCGCUUUGGAACCCUGCAACCCAAUGGUAUCAAUGUGGACUUCACAAGCUUCAAAAUCUCCCCCUCCCCAACUGCAUCCCAAAACCAGCCCAGUUCUUCCCCUCCCGCGACUGCAUCACAAAACCAGCCCAGCUGUUCCCUUCCCCCGACACCAGCCCAACCGUUCCCUUCCCCCGACUGCUUCCCAAAACCAGCCCAGCCUGUCUCCGCCUCCUUAACCUGUUGUUCCUCUCACCCAUCCCUUCCUCCCACCUCAAGCCACACCUCCAUUUCCUACCUACCACCUCAUGCUGCCUCCUUGACCUGUCCAUCUUGCCUGGACUGAACUAUCCCCUCCCUACCUACUCACCUGUACUCUCCUCUCUAGCUAUUUUGUUUUCUCUCCAUCUUCGGUCCGCAUCCCCCCCCUCUCCCUAUUUAUUCCAGUUCCCUCUCCCAUCCCCGUCUCUGAUGAAGGGUCCAGGCCCGAAAUGUCAGCUUUUGUGCUCCUGAGAUGCUGCUUGGCCUGCUGUGUUCAUCCAGCUCCGCACUUUGUUAUCUUGGAUUCUCCAGCAUCUGCAGUUCCCAUUAUCAGUGGCAUUUUCCUCUUCAUCAAAGUUUGUGCAAAAGCAACACGAUAUGGGGCGGCACGGUGGCUCAGCGGUUAGCACUGCAGCUUCACAGCACUGGGGACCCAGGUUCAAUUCCAGCCUCAGGCAACUGUGUGGAAUUUGCACCUUGUCCCUGUGUCUGCGUGGGUUUCCUCCAGGUGUUUCAGUCUCGUCCCACAGUCCAAAGAUGUGCACGCUAGGUGGAUUGGUCAUGCUAAAUUGCCCAUAGUGUUCAGGGGCGUGGGUCUGGAUGGGAUGCUGUAAGGUUUGGUGUGCACUUGUGGGGCCAAAGGGCCUGUUUCCACACUGUAGGGAAUCUCAACAAUCCUGUUCCGACACCUCCAUGUUAUAACCCUGCUGAUCACUGCACACAGAGAUGUUUGAUAACAAAAGGAUAACAAUAAUAUUCAAACCCAGUGCUGGAAAUGUAAUUUAAAUGAGUAUUUGAAAUACAGAGGCCAGUGUCGAUCUUCAAUUCAACUUUUAUUUACAAAUGAUCUGUCUUCAACUUUAGCACUGCCUCAUUCAGAGAUAGUUGCCAGGGUGUCAGCGUCUCUGACCCUCACACUUCUUAUCUGUCAGCCAGGGCUCCCUGAUUUGGGCUGUUCAUAUGGAGCAAUCAGUCAACUCUCAUUCUGAGAGGUUCAACUGGCCGACCUGGUCACAAACCAGUGCGGUGUGUUCAUCGAAAAUCAAACAUGUACUAGAAAGGUACCAUUACAUACUAGUGUAAAGGAAGGCAUGAGGCUAAACUGGGGAGAGAAGGGAACUGCUAAUUGGGGGUGGCCCGCCGAGUAGAAGAAAAUCGAAUGGGAAGAUGACCAUUUGAGACUGAGGGAGAGAGAUGUAAUUGCCUGAAUGAGGCAUUGCAAUUGCGAAAUGGAUUUUUGUGUGUACACCAUGUUCAGUUUCCCCGAUCUGUGCUCCUCUUUAAAUCAUUAGUAUCUGAAAUUUCUGUAUCAUUUCCAAAUGCUCUGUCUCUAAUGUUAUGCUGUUGGAAUUGGUUGAACUGCAGAGAUAUCAUUUAUUUGCACAAAUGUGUUCAGUGAAAUGAGUUGCAUGCUAUAUAUGUAUUAUUCUUCCUGAUUCUAUUGUACGCAUACAAAUUAAAGUUAGUUCCACUUUUG
Molecule: messenger RNA, 5023 nt
Organism: Stegostoma tigrinum
Lineage: Eukaryota; Metazoa; Chordata; Chondrichthyes; Orectolobiformes; Stegostomatidae
Exons: 12
Coding region: 750-1403 (217 amino acids)
Biological process (GO): synaptic signaling
Cellular component (GO): plasma membrane
Source: RefSeq, a predicted model, not a curated record